Molecule: messenger RNA, 966 nt
Organism: Guillardia theta CCMP2712
Lineage: Eukaryota; Cryptophyceae; Pyrenomonadales; Geminigeraceae
Exons: 4
Coding region: 1-966 (321 amino acids)
Source: RefSeq, a predicted model, not a curated record
AUGAGCUAUGGGAAGAGAGAGUCCGAGACUAAGGGAAACUUUAUCAAGGGAACCUACUUCUUCGCCAACGGAUCCAAGUACCAAGGGCAGCACUCCAAGGAUAUGUUCCACGGCAAGGGCAAGUACUGGUUUCCCAACGGGUCCGUGUACAGCGGCAGCGUGAGGAAGGGGAGGCUGGAAGGGGAGGGGGUGCUGCUGUUUCCCGAUGGUGACGAGUACCAAGGAGUCUGGCAGCGCGAUCACUUUCAUGGGAAGGGAGUAUACCGCAGCAGGUGGGGGGACUGGUACGAAGGAACGUUUGCGGAGGGAGGAAAGGACAAGUUGGGGUCGAGAGGAGAGGAGGGAGCAGGGAAAGGACUGGCUUCGCUGACUGAUGGUGAUGUGUAUUACGGGUCUUUCAACGCUGGUGUGCCCGACGGUAAAGGGAACGUGCUGUUUGCCGAUGGAGGCAUGUUGGAGGCGACCUUCGAGCAUGGGAAAUGCGUGGGGAGACGAACGUUUGCCAACGGUGAUGUGUACGAAGGAGAGUUCAGGAUGAAUGAGUCGCAUGGCGAGGAAAGCUUCACAUUCAGGGACGGGAAAAGCUACGUUGGGGAGUUUGAUGAGGACAUGUACCAUGGGAAGGGGUUGUGGACUUGCCAUACCGACUCCACAGCAUGGAGUGCGGGGAGCAGCUACGAGGGGGAGUGGGUGUGCGGGAGGAGGGAGGGGAUGGGAAAAGUACACUUAUCGGGAGGAAACGGCAUCUACAGCGGGGAGUUCUUCCUGGACCUGCGGCAUGGGAAGGGAGCGAUGAGAUAUGACUACGGGGGCGUCUACGAAGGAGAAUGGAAGCUGGGGAGGAGAGAGGGGAGGGGGACGGAAGUUUUUAUCUCGGGGGGAGAUGUACUUCUCCUCUGCUGGGUACAUCGAUCCUCUCCCCCCCAGCUCGUUAGGAUGCACGUCCCCCCUGCUGAGAGCAACUGA